Messenger RNA from Prorocentrum cordatum, 1810 nucleotides. Lineage: Eukaryota; Dinophyceae; Prorocentrales; Prorocentraceae. The record is from the annotation of a GenBank genome assembly.
AGCCGUAUUGGCUGAGGCAUCAAACCAUUGUCUCCACUCUGUUUGCUGCAGUUUGGUUUUGUGUCCUGAGGCAUGCUCUUCAUACCCCAUGCAGCUCCUCCGCGUGAGGCGCGGCUGAUCCAGCGUCGGGAUCGGUUCUUGGCUGACGUCGAGCUCAGCGAUACUGGCGAGGCAGCCCUGGCCUACUGUGUGAAUCCUGGUCGCAUGGAGGCCUUCAGCCGUGCAGGCGCACGCAUUUGGCUACUGCCUGCUGCCACACGGAACCAGCCUCGUGGUGGGCGGCGACUUGCUUGGACUUGGGAGCUCAUUGAGCACGAAGGCACCCUUUGCGAUACGAACACGCAGCGGCCCAACUACAUUGUCCGAUCUCUUCUUGAGCAGCGCCUCUUGCCUGGUUUUCGUGAGUGGGCAGUCCUGCAAGCUGAGCGCACAGUGGCGCACCACACAGCUGAGAGGCCGGAACGACCACGCAGCCCCAAAAGGCAGAGCAGAGAUGGUGUCACCAAGCAACCGCUUUGCGCGGAGGCUCGUCAAGAGCUUGCAGAGGAUGAUGAUACGUUUGUCAAUAAAGCAGAGUCUUCAAAUACCCAGCCUGAGGUAGUUGCUAGAAAGCAUCGGAAACCAUCGCGGCCACCCAUCUCUCGCUUGGAUUUCUGGAUGAAGGGGCGGAGUGGAGAAGAGCACUACGUAGAGGUCAAGAAUUGUCACAUGGUUUAUCCAGAUGGUAAUGCUUACUUCCCUGAUUCAAUCUCCCACCGUGCUAGCCGUCAUGUGCGUGAGCUGGCUGCCCUUGUCGCGCAAGGUCAUCGAAGCACAGCCCUUUUUGUUGUACAGCGUGGAGACGUGAGAGGUGCUGUGCGACCCUCUGCACACCAUGAUCCAGAGUUUGCUCUUUCAUGUCGUGAAGCAGCCACAUCUGGUGUGGUUUUCCGCGCUGUUGUUGUUUCUUGCAGCUUGGAAGGUUUGACGGUUGAGCGUGAGGCACCCGUUGAUCUUGCUCCUUAUGACACAGUUCCCGUAGCCGCUUGGACGAUGGCAAACCGGCUGCACACGGGCUGGAUCAGAAGUAUGUCAAAGCAACGAGUGGCAAAUGGACCUUUUCCGCACGAAAUCCGAAACCUUGUCGCGUUGCGCAAGGCUAUUUCUGGCAAGGCACGUUUGGAGACGAAGAGUGCUGCUGAUCGGUGCCGCAAACGGGAGGAUGCUGGGGAGCAUGGGGGGAAGCGGGUCAGGACGAGUUGCGCCUCAUUGCCGGCGAAGCGGAACGCAACGCCGGGGGCUGAUGCUUUGGACGGCUGCGAAAGUUGUGUCUCCCAACUGGCGGACUUGAUUGUAAGGAACGAUCAGAAAGCCAAUGGCUCCACCUCUAGUAAGUUUUUCCGACAUGCUGUUGCGACCAGUUCGAUGCAAUCUGUAGUCGCGGAGCGGACCGCAGUGAAGGAGGCUACACUUUCUUCUGCGUUGUGCCAAUCUGCGAGGGCACCAGCAAGUCCCCGACGCACAAGGGUGUUCAGUCAGAAGCUUCAGGCGGCAACUCCAAAGAAACAUGCCAGAAGGAACAAUUCUCAGGUGUUCAUCGAGAAAGGCUGCAUCAGCGCGCCUGAUAGCUGCCGCCCUGGCAUGUUCAGCAAAAGCUUGGUUGCCACCAGUGGUGUGACCAUUGAGCUGUGAAUGCAAGGAAGUUGUCUUAGUCGGGAUCUGCGUCUCAAAGAACAAACAUGGAAGCCUUUUCAUGUCCAGCUCCCUGUGGUAAGGCCCGCAACCGUGCCAGCCUUACAUUCUCGGUGGCAGCGGCUCGAAUCGAUCAGGA